Molecule: messenger RNA, 2270 nt
Organism: Colossoma macropomum (tambaqui)
Lineage: Eukaryota; Metazoa; Chordata; Actinopteri; Characiformes; Serrasalmidae
Gene: eif4bb
Product: eukaryotic translation initiation factor 4Bb
Exons: 15
Coding region: 55-1947 (630 amino acids)
Molecular function (GO): RNA binding
Source: RefSeq, a predicted model, not a curated record
ACGCGCCAUAGUGACGCUUUCAUCCGGGUCUCGGCGACGUGCACAGUUUCCAACAUGGCGGCAUCAGCUAAGAAGAAGAAUAAGAAGGGCAAGACUCUAACUCUGACUGACUUCCUUGCGGAAGAUACUGGAGGUUCUGCACCACACUAUUACGCACCUGCGAAAGCAACCAGUUGGGCAGAUGAAACUGAUGACUUUGAUGGAGAAGUGUCUACCUCCUGGCAUACAGAGGAAGACGCGCAUCGUGCGCCGCCCAUUGAUCGGUCCCUCCUGCCAACAGCUCCUCGUGCAGCCCGGGAGCCAAACAUUGACCGGUCGCGUCUGCCCCGCAGCCCACCCUACACCGCCUUCCUUGGUAACCUGCCCUAUGACGUCAGUGAAGAGUCCAUCAAAGAUUUCUUCAGAGGCCUGGCGAUCAGUGCAGUGCGGUUGCCACGGGAGCCGAGUAACCCAGAGAGGCUAAAGGGGUUCGGCUACGCUGAGUUUGACGACGUCGACUCACUCCUCCGUGCGCUUACUUUAAAUGAAGAGAACCUUGGGAACAGGAGAAUUCGAGUAGAUAUUGCAGAUCAGUCCAAUGACAAAGAGAGAGAUGGUGGUAUGAUGUCAGGGCGGGAUCGGGGCCGAGGGGGUGACAGUGGUCCUGAUAAGACGGAUUCUGAUUGGAGAGCUCGACCCAGCGCGGAGCAGGAUGAUGGACCACGAAGAAAUGAUGACUAUGGGGAGAAGUCACGUGACCGGUAUGAGUCAGAUCGACACAGGGACGGUCCAUGGCGUGAUGAUCGCUAUGGUGGUAGAGAUCGCUACGACGACCGGGACCGCAGGGAUCGCUAUGAUGACCGGGACCGCAGGGAUCGUUAUGAUGACCGGGACCGUAGGGAACGCUACGACGACCGAGGCAGCAGAGACUACGACCGUGGAGGUUAUGAAUCUCGUGGUGGGGGUCGCUGGGCGUUCGGUAGUGGCUUCAGACGUGACUUCGAUGACAGGCGAGAUGAAGACCGCAGUGAGCGACGUGAGGAGAGAGGCCCUCCACAGAGACCUAGACUGAACCUGAAACCACGCAGCAUCCCAAAAGAGGACGAGCAAAGUGGUGCCACCUCCCCCCAAACCACCACGGCCAACCCCAGCCGUUCUGCCUCCAUAUUUGGAGCUGCCAAACCUGUGGACACAGCUGCCAAGGAGCGUGAAGUGGAAGAGAGGCUGAAGAAGGAACAGGAGCGACUGCAGAGACAGCUGGAGGAGGACAAAAACAGACCUCCAGAAAGACGACCACGGGAUCGGGACCCCAGCUGGCGCAGCGAGGUGACAGCCAGUGAGCAAGAACGCACAGCAAGUGACUCCACACAUCCUGGAGGUUCGAAACGUCACCAGAGUGAACAUUCAGAUAAUGAAGUGUUCAGUGGCCAAGAGGAUGCACCUGCCUCCCCAGACUCCCGCCCACCGUCCUCCUCCAAUCAGGGAGCUCUCCCGCUGAAAGCGAUGCCAGCUCCUCCCCCUAAGGAGAAUGCAUGGGCUAAACGGAGCACAGGUGGCAGCUCAAGUACUGGACCUUCAGCCGGCCCUACCAGUAGUAGCGCUCAUAAACAGGGCAGCUCUUCGGAGUUGGCAGAGGACCCAGCAUCUGGCAGAGAUGAGAAUCGAAUGGAUGGGAUAGGCAAGGAGAGAGGCGUGUCUCAGGGAAGAGGGGGAGGGGCUGGAAGAGGAGGAGGUCGGGGUCGAGGAGAUGGACCCAACAGAGAUGGACCCAACAGAGAUGGACUUAACAAAGACAGGCGACAAGAACCCACAGACAGGAAAGAAAUUAAGCGAGAGAAAGAGUCCAAACCUGCACCGGAGCCAAAGAAAUAUGAGGAGACCGCACCCCCGAAAUUUAGUUCAGCCAGUAAGUAUGCUGCCCUGUUGAUGGAUGGUGACCAAGGAGAGGAGGGAGAUGGUGAGGAUUAAGUGAGAAUGAAGAAAAGAAGAGAGGAACAAGUGCAAGUGGGGAAAAAAGAUUGGAGCAAAAUGAAUGAUCAAAUACUUCUAAAACUUUGAUCAGCAAAGAUAGGUUUCUGCAGUGACUAAGGGGACCAUGGCAGGGCUACCCAGAGUGCUGUUCUUUAUGAUGUUUCAUGAAGUUUCUAAAAGUAUAUCCCUAUUUGACUAGUUUUAAUUAGAAAAACAGUAAAACAGACCAGACACUAGACACUCACACAUACAUUUAGGAGUUUGGAAACCUUUAAUUUGCAAGUCAUUGUUAUAAAUAAAUUUGAAAGUAUGUAAAAGUU